Molecule: messenger RNA, 915 nt
Organism: Anisakis simplex (herring worm)
Lineage: Eukaryota; Metazoa; Nematoda; Chromadorea; Rhabditida; Anisakidae
Source: the annotation of a GenBank genome assembly
AUGGAGUUUGAGUGUGUAAGUGAUGAGAUACGUUAUGUUCUUGAGGUGUUCGUGCGACGUAGCUUAGGCUCGACUAGUGCCACACGAACACCGUCAACAAGACUUGCGUCAACUGCAAGUUCAUCCUCUGAAACGAACUCGCUCUCUCAUCGUUCUUCAUUAAGAGCAAAUCAGAAAAGAUCAACAGAUUUGGAAGUAUCGUUGGAUGAUAACAAUGCGAAGUGUUGUAUUGAAAAUUAUGAAUAUUUUCAAGCAGUUAUUCAUGACACCCCUCCAAUGAAUCCAUCAAAUCCUCUUAAAAACGGUUCUUCGAUUGGUGAUUGUCGAGUAAGCAAACCACCGAGUUCAACUGAUGAAAAGAGAAUGAAGCCAACGGAAAGCACAACUCACAAACAACUAUCGAAAACGAAUCAUACCAACAGCACACUGUCGAAUAAUCAUGCUCAAACUAAUGGGUACAUCCCAAAUAUGCCACGCAGAAAUGGUUUUCGUGGUUUACCGAAUACAAGCUACACCGAUCAGCAAGUCAAUAAUGGUUUGAGUGAUGGAGAAAAGCUUUUCGAUAGCCAGAUACUACCGAUAAUGGUACGUGCUGAGCGAGUUAAUCAGCAUUCGAAUGACGAAAAAUUUUUUAAUCUUAAUAGGAAGAAAGCGUAUAGUAACAGUGAUGAAACGUCAAUCGGUAUUGAUAAUUUCAUGAAGACUAAGGAUGAUGAGCAAACACGAUCAGCAUCAUUCCUGCACAGCAUUGCCUCUCAGUGUACGUCUUCAUCCAACGAGCAUUCUUCUACGAGACACAAUGAAACUGAUCGUCGCAAUGCAAUAAACUCAGCAGAAGGCUCUCUCCAUAAUUAUGAGAAUGUCGAUGUUGAAUUAAAAUUGCCAAAUGAGUUAAGCAUUUCCACUGGACAUUAA